AUGGUUGGACGCCCCCGUGUCGAGGCCGUCCCUCUUGCCAGCGAAGCAGGAUGGUUGGACGCCGCCGUGUCGAGGCCGUCCCUCUUGCCAGCGAGGCAGGAUGGUUGGACGCCGCCGUGUCGAGGCCGUCCCUCUUGCCAGCGAGGCAGGAUGGUUGGACGCCGCCGUGUCGAGGCCGUCCCUCUUGCCAGCGAGGCAGGAUGGUUGGACGCCGCCGUGUCGAGGCCGUCCCUCUUGCCAGCGAGGCAGGAUGGUUGGACGCCGCCUUGUCGAGGCUGUCCCUCUUGCCAGCGAGGCAGGAUGGUUGGAUGCCGCCAUGUCGAGGCUGUCCCUCUUGCCAGCGAGGCAGGAUGGUUGGACGCCGCCAUGUCGAGGCUGUCCCUCUUGCCACAGGGACCGCACGGUGGAGGGCAGGGCGCGCAGGACGGCGGGGGGCAGGGCUCCGUGCAGUUAUCGCAGGGGCGGCACGGCCCGCAGCAGCCCCCACAUGGUCCACAGCAAGGUCCGCCACAGCAAGGCCCACACGGCGGCCCGCAGCAAGGCGGGCCACAGCAGGGUUUACAGCACGGCCCGCCGCAGCACGGCCCGCCGCAACACGGCCCGCCGCAGCACGGACCUCCGCAGCACGGCCCUCCGCAGGGGCCACAGCAAGGCCCGCAACCGCCACAGCAAGGUCCACAACCCCCACAGCAAGGCACACAACCCCCACAACAAGGCCCACAGCCGCAGCACGGCCCGCAGCAACCUCCACACGGUCCACAAGACAUUAUGCUUACUUCAAAUUAUUUACUUAAUAAAGUAAUUAAUGUAAAAAUAAAUAACUGGUAUAAUUUUGAAUAAUGUUUUUUGAUUUUUAAUAUUUUAACUUUUUUGUUACAUGUGUUUUGUAUAAAAUUCUAACAAAUAAUGAUUGACAAAAUGAGAGUUGA
Messenger RNA from Cydia strobilella, 929 nucleotides. RefSeq names its product splicing factor 3B subunit 4-like. The transcript has 2 exons. The record is from RefSeq and is a predicted model, not a curated record. Bases 1 to 840 code for a protein of 279 amino acids. Lineage: Eukaryota; Metazoa; Arthropoda; Insecta; Lepidoptera; Tortricidae.